This is a messenger RNA of Cladophialophora immunda, 3118 nucleotides long. RefSeq lists its product as uncharacterized. Gene Ontology annotation, cellular component: nucleus. Gene Ontology annotation, biological process: DNA-templated transcription; positive regulation of transcription from RNA polymerase II promoter by galactose. The transcript has 4 exons. Gene Ontology annotation, molecular function: RNA polymerase II cis-regulatory region sequence-specific DNA binding; DNA-binding transcription factor activity, RNA polymerase II-specific; zinc ion binding. The record is from RefSeq and is a predicted model, not a curated record. Lineage: Eukaryota; Fungi; Ascomycota; Eurotiomycetes; Chaetothyriales; Herpotrichiellaceae. Bases 14 to 2443 code for a protein of 809 amino acids.
GAGUCGAGCUGUCAUGAUGACAACAAAUCAACCCCCAACUCAGCAUGAGUUCGCGCUUAUCGAGACGCGCACGGCUCCCAGGACGCUUGCGCACCAGUCUGGGGCUAGAGAUGCUCGAAUCAAAACAGCUUGUGCAGAAUGCAAGCGACGGAAAACCAAGUGUGACGGCACGCACCCAUGUUAUUCUUGUCGAUGGUAUAAGCAGCCUGAGAGAUGCAUCUAUACCUUCUCGCGACCCGCACUUGUUCUCAGUCGAAAGAACUUCGAGUCCGUUCGCCAACGCCUGGAGACCACGACCGACAUUCUAGCAAAGCUGUUCCCGUCUCCGUCAGUUGACACUCUCAGUGGUCUUUCUCGCGAAGAAUUACUCCAGCGAAUUGGCUUUUCAUUCGAGACGAUAUCCCAGGAGACACCCAAUCGAGGCGGUCUUAACAUCAAUAGCCUAACACCUGCCGAGGCCAGGUCACAAGAUGGCCGCGACGACCUAAUAGACCCAGAUGACAUGAUUACCAGUGGUGGCCUAGAGCCCCAGCAACAGGACGAUGCACCUUCUGAAGGUGGUGAUGACGUGAACGCCCUCUCUGCAACAUCCAUCCAGCCUUCAUCCUACGUCGGCCCAUCCUCGACAAUGCAAAUGUUCCGCACGAUACUCAGGAUUGCACCAGAGUCGGUAGGCCAGCAACAACCCACCCAAAGUCCGGCAACCAGUCAACGAAGUGCGUCGUAUCGGUCUCCCGAGGUCAGCCAUAAGACACCGCCAUCCUUGCAAAUGACUGAGAGAAUUGGAGCUUUAAUCGAUGCCUAUUUCCAUUGGAUCAACCCGGCCACUCCAAUUCUUGAUCAGGCUGAAUUUCGGAAGGCUGCCUCUGCUGGGACGCGGAACGACCCUCCAUGGCUUUGUCUUUUCAACAUGGUGCUCGCACUGGGCUCCAUUGGUAGCACGAGAACCGACUCUAGAGAACACCUCAGCUAUUAUCAUGCUGCGAAAUCACAUUUAGACAUAGAAGGCCUUGGAAACAAAAAUCUCGAAACACUGCAGGCUUUGAUUCUCAUGGCUGGUUGGUAUAAUCAUUACCGCAAUCGACCAAAUCUUGCGUCUGCGCUUCUCGGAGCAGCGUUUCGCAUGGCGUACGCCCUGGGUCUCCACAAAGAGCAGCCCAGCAGCAACCAAUCUGUUGAGAAUCAAGAACUGAGGCGGAAGAUCUGGUGGAACCUUGUCGUCUUGGAUGCGGCCGAAGCUGUCACACUAGGUCGCACAUUGGACACCAAAAUAUUUGAAAGCGAAGUCAAAUAUCCCCAAGAGAUCGCGCAAGAUAUGAGUGAUACUGAAGAAGGCCCAUCUCCUUCCUCUACCUUGGUCAUUACCAUUGGCUUCUCGCGUAUCAUGACAGAGAUCCAAAGCCGGUUGAUGACAUCAAACACAGUGCCCUUUUCCGAAUUACUCAGCCUUGACGCACACCUCGUCGAUUGGUACGAAGCUUUACCUUCCUACUUCCACAAACUGGUGGGAAUGGGCAUCUCUGCUGUAUCGGACUCGUCCGACUCGAGACGUUUUGUACAGCCAUGUCUAACUAUCAGGUGGCGAUAUCUCAAUCUCAGGAUGUUGUUGUAUCGACCAAGCCUAAUGGAGGCCGUCCUCCACAGAAUCCCUUUUGGCGGGCUUACAUCUGAUCAGCGAUUGUGCGUCCGAAAGUGUCUAACCCUAUCUGGAGAAACCAUCGAUUCCGUGAAGACUAGGUCGUCGGAACUCCCAAACCAAUAUAUUGCCUGGCCGUCGACUUGGUACUUGUUGCAAAUCUGUAUGGUUCCACUUCUCAGUUUGUACGUAUUUCGCGAGGAUGUCAACGACCAAGCUUCACAGGCCGACCCUGCUCACCAUUUGGGGUUCAGACAUACCGGGAGCGUCAAAGACCAGGUCCGACAAAUUCGGGAUGAAUGCCAUAGGCAAGUUCAAACCACGCUGCGUUUGAUGAAAGAGAUGGAGCCGUGGGCAGUUGCAUCUGGCAAAAUGCACGACUUGAUCACCCAUCUGUACGAAGCAAGAGAUCAACACUUGCGUGUCUGGAACAACAAUGACGAGAGCCCUAUGAUCGUGUUGGGAUCUCCAGCAAAUUCAUCCAUGCCAUCAUCGGACGCGACGAAUGCAAGAGCGCUGCAAGCCGACCGUGCAAACAUGAGCCUCAGCGCAAAUCUGAGAACCGUCAAUCCCUUGCAGCCCGAAGGGAUUGUAGUUCCGUCAAGCGGCAUAAAUCCAGCCGUCAGCAUGACCCAGUAUAGCAUUGGCGUGCACAAUAACAAUGCUCCUCUCAACCCGUCCGAACAAUUCACCAGAGACUUUUCGAUAUACAACAGCUUCGCAUGGCCGAAUGCGACACUGGAAAGCCUGUUCGACUUGCCGGAUGAUUUUCAGUACAUGAACCAAGGUAUGUUCGGCUUGGGAUGAUGUACGCUGUAUCUUCUCUACGGACAAUGAGACCAGGAUGGCGCUCUGGAUACAUUACUUAUUCAGGACAAACGGCGAUCUGCUCAAAGGUCACUAGGCACCUCCACGUCAGAGGUUGCCAGUAUGAGCCUCGGAAAUGAGCGUUCGUCCUUCACACUACGACAAAAGUCAUGUUCUGAGACGGAAGUAUCAAACCUCUCCAGUGGUACAUGCCUCUCAGUACUAGGACCCUCUAUUACCUCGAGAUAGCAAGGAGUCGAAUGGCCUCAGCACUAGGCCUGGCCCGGGGGUGAUUGGGAUCAGGCUUGGGCUGCGGGGGCCUUGCCAAUCAUUUGGGCUCCUUCGUAACGCAGACGAUUUGAAGGUGGUAAAUUGCACCCGGAUAGUGACCCACGGGUGCCAUCUGGGACGAAACAAGGACGGUGUUGAUUCCGAUGUUCAAUCUUGAUCGCGGACAACCCCCGACGCUCCAUCGCAAUUGGUGUUGACCUCGUAAAAAUGUGCAGGGUAAUUAAAUCUAGCCCAUUCACUUUUCACAACGUUGGAAUCUGUCUCGCUCGAAUCGCAGGGACAUAUAGUGAUAUAGCGGUGGCGGGCAACCUCAAGGAAUCAUGGUCGGCGCCUGUCGAGCAAGUUCUCGUCUGAUCGCGUACGAGACCGAGCCUUGGGAGCAAG